Molecule: messenger RNA, 414 nt
Organism: Clonostachys rhizophaga
Lineage: Eukaryota; Fungi; Ascomycota; Sordariomycetes; Hypocreales; Bionectriaceae
Source: the annotation of a GenBank genome assembly
AUGUUCAUCCAGCACCUUGCGGAUGAGUCGCAUACACAGGCAAAACUGGAGCGUAAACCCCGGCGAAACAUCCAGUAUAAGGAUGUUGCCAACGCAGUAGCACGUCAGGACCACCUCGAGUUUCUCGAGGACGUUGUUCCAAAGACCGUGCCAUACAAGGCAGUGAAAGCAGCAGCCAGUGAAACCCAGGCUCGUCUGCGUGGUGAAACCAAGACUGAUGAGAGCCAGGCAGCCGCCUCUAGCCAGUCCCCGGUCGCCACCACAAACGGCAAUGGCCCCAAUGGAAAGACGGGGACACCUUCGGCCGCCAAGGCUGGUAACAAUGCUGAUGGGAACCCAAGCGACCAGCUGGAGCUAGAGAUGAGGCAAGCGCAUGGGUCAAAACAUGACGCGGACGUUCAAAUGACUGGAUAG